Molecule: messenger RNA, 1264 nt
Organism: Episyrphus balteatus (marmalade hoverfly)
Lineage: Eukaryota; Metazoa; Arthropoda; Insecta; Diptera; Syrphidae
Gene: Tasp1
Product: threonine aspartase 1
Exons: 3
Coding region: 176-1219 (347 amino acids)
Biological process (GO): protein maturation
Molecular function (GO): threonine-type endopeptidase activity
Source: RefSeq, a predicted model, not a curated record
CUUUUGCUUGAAACUUGACGUCUUCUCUAUAAAAUCCUCAUAAUCCCAUCACCUCCCCCGCGUUCAAUUGUUUACUUCCAAAUUGCAUUUGUUUUUUUUUAUAAUCACAGACUUGUAUUUUCUUUCUCAUCCUAAUAAAAUUUAUAAUUCUAAAUCAAAUCACUUCUGCAAAAAAAUGAGUGGAUUUGUUGCUGUGCACACUGGUGCAGGCAACAGCAUCGAUGAAACCAAAUACCAGCGGGUGAUCAAAGAAGCUUGCAUCCGGGCGAAUGCGAUUUUAAAAAAUGGUGGCUCCUCAUUGGAUGCCUGCGAAGCAGCAAUCAUUCGCUUGGAAAAUUGUGGCAGUACAAAUGCCGGCUUUGGAUCAAAUUUAACUUGGGAUGGAAAAGUCCAAUGCGAAGCAUCCAUAAUGGAUGGUUCCAAUUUACAAUUUGGAGCAUGCACAAAUGUCUCCACUGUAAAGAAUCCCAUCCAAUUGGCACGUAUAAUCUGCGAUAGACAAUCCAAAAUGCUAUCAAUGGAUCGAAUUCCGCCAAUGGUCCUUGCUGGCGAGGGUGCUGCCGAGUAUGCAUCCGAAGUUGGAUGUAGUAUGAUUGAAGCUGACAAAAUGAUCUCAUCCAAAGCCAAAAUCUGCUACAAUCAUUACAAGACUAAAGUUUCCGAUUGCGAGAAUCGGUAUAAUAUCAAAAUCAAUUCAUUGGAUACAGUGGGAGCUAUUUGCGUUGAUGCAGAUGGCAAUUGCGCUGCUGGAUGCAGCUCUGGGGGAUUGAUUUUGAAAGUUUCAGGGAGGGUGGGACAAGCGGCCACUUAUGGUGCCGGGUGUUGGGCAACUAGCACUGCAGAUAUGUCUGUUGCCACAUGCACCACUGGCAAUGGGGAGUAUCUGAUGAAGACGCUUCUUGCCAAAGAAAUUUGUACUGAUCUAAUGUCGUCCGAGUGCGGAGUGACAAGUCUCCAUAAAGUAUUCAAACAGAAAUUCAUCGAAUCUCCAUUUCUGCCUGCCGAUCAGGAUCUGUAUGGCGGUGCAUUGUCGCUUGUAUUUCAUCCGCGUUCUAAUUGCGGUGAAGUCAUUUGGAGUCAUACAACAAAAUCAUUCUGUCUUGGUUUUAUGAGUACCGAGUACAAAGUCCCAAAGUUUUUACUAUCUCCGCUGCCAACUUAUUGUACCCCAGGUAAAUCGAUUGUUGUAAAUGGACAACCCUUUAGUUUUAAAAACUAACUGCGCUUUGCAUUGCAUUUUUCAAAAAAAAAAAAAAAAUAAUAA